CCCUAGUACUUCCUCAUUUCACGGAAGACGACAAUCUGCCAAGCACACUGAAGGUGAAGUGAUCCGCCAUGAGACCACUGUUGGCCAUCGUCCUGCAAAUCCUGCUGAAUGGCGGCAUCUUCUUAGGAGUUGGAUCAUCAGCGUCUAGGUGUCCGCACCAGGAUCCACCAAUCAACGGUGCCCUAUCAUGUGACACAUGGCUUUAUGGCCAGUUUUGUAGCGUGCAGUGUGACGAGCGGUAUGACUUCUUGACGGAACCAGCGAGGAUGUACAUCUGCGGAUCUUCUGGACAGUGGCGAACGGAUCCUCCUGGCAAGGAGACCAAAUGGUCAGAUUUCACAGUGAGACGCAAUGCCGAAUUUUCGAAGGGAAUCGAGUUCCAGUACUAUGAAGGCGACUGCCCGGAUGAGGAGUCGAGGCAAAAUCAGGUCAAACAAAACUUCGUCAACUAUUUCAACAUCACGGUCUUCGGCAGGUUUGGCGGAUGCAUAGGAAAUAUCAACUGUACUGCAGACAACGUACGUGUAGAUUGUGGCGAGAAGAACGACGACAUCGUUGUCGAUCUGGUACCAGAAGAAGCCUCCACUACACCAAUGACGACGACAACAACAGCAAAAGCCAUGGCCGUCUCCAUGGUAACGAGUUCAAACAGCGAUGGGGCAUCUGCUGAUCAAGCCGGAAACAUGUCAGGAGCCACCAUAGGCGGUGCAGUAGCUGCUGGGGUCGUCAUCCUCAUCAUAGCAGUCGUUGUCUUUAUCGCCUACGUGAAAAGACGACGACCCAGUGAUAGUCAUAUAUAUGAUGAGCCACCUGCUUCCCAGUUUGAGCUCGCGGAGGCACCAAACGACAUUCAAGUCUGUAACGGUGCGUCUAAAUAUUUUGUAGGGGCUCUUCUGUCUGACGAUGGCGAGUAUGUUGACACGUUACCUUCCAUGGUAACCUUGGAACAGCCUGACGCCCAAGUAGAUUGUUCAAUAAGCUUGCGCCAAUCUCGUAACAGUUGUGACUACGAGACCAUCUCACAGGCGUCAUCUAGCGGAGAUUAUCAAGAACUGCAGCCAGCUGUGUAUCAGAGCUUGCAGAAAUUCUGA
Molecule: messenger RNA, 1091 nt
Organism: Branchiostoma floridae (Florida lancelet)
Lineage: Eukaryota; Metazoa; Chordata; Leptocardii; Amphioxiformes; Branchiostomatidae
Exons: 8
Coding region: 69-1091 (340 amino acids)
Source: RefSeq, a predicted model, not a curated record